Molecule: messenger RNA, 3671 nt
Organism: Purpureocillium takamizusanense
Lineage: Eukaryota; Fungi; Ascomycota; Sordariomycetes; Hypocreales; Ophiocordycipitaceae
Exons: 1
Coding region: 639-3671 (1010 amino acids)
Source: RefSeq, a predicted model, not a curated record
CGUCAACCAUCCAUCGUCGUCCAAGCCCCUCGAAGCGCCGCACCGGGGCAGCCUCUCAUUGCACAGCGUUGCCUUGAAACCUGUGAAGAUUGGAAAUGAUGCAGCUCUUUGCGUUGUUGGGCCUGCGCGCGGCCGCUGCUCGAGGCCGCCAGGCAGCGCAGCUGGGCAGGCAGCUAAGCCGUCCCAUCAAUGCCUUGGGCCCAUUGUCGGCGGGCAAUUGUUGUGCUCCCGCUGGGCUCGCCUCUUCAUUUACACGACAAUAAACAAUAGUGUGUCUGUUUUACUCUUCAUCACACCAAGUGACUCAUUGUCCCUUGCCUUCGUUCGUCAUUCACUAUUUGCGAACGUGCCGCAUCCGCCUUCGACGUAGCCCUUGAGCUCGACAACAUCUACCUCUUGCCUCUGCCCUUUCCGUUUCUUUCCACCAUCCGCGGCCCGGUUCAGAGACGCGGGCAGUCAUGUGUCGCAUAUCAACGAUCAACGGGGCAAAAUCUCAGUGAAAAAUAGCGUGUACGAAGUACGACUUUGUCUUCCUCACCCGGCGCGUUGCGGCAAAGCGGCAAACAAAGAUUCGCGGAUCCGCGCACGAGCGAGCACACGGCGACAACGUCGACGCCUCUUCCGAGAACAAAAUCAGAAUGGGAUACAGAAGGAACUCGCCCGCUUCAAACCGCGGAAAUGAACCGGACGAUUGGGAGGAGUGGGAAGAUGACGAUGUCGUCACUCCCAUCGACGCCGGGGAGCAGGUUUCGAGCCCUCCACUCUUGCAGCAAGCGGCACCGCGAUCCCGCACAUCGGUCAAGCCGUCGACAGCCAGAAACUCAAGACUGUCAACGGCCAAGGUGAGGCGGCUCAAGUCUCGACAUCGACAAAAGGCACAAAACGAAAAGGCCGGCAUCCGACUCAUCACCGACAUGAGCGCCUUUAGGCGAAACCACCACAUUGCUCAUCAGGCUUGUGCCGCUGGCGAAGCGCAGCCGAAAUUCGUGGACGCCGCGGCGCUCCGAGCUUUGGAGGGGGAGCCGAACUCUGCGUCUGUCGGGAACUGGAACUGGUUCAAGAGGGAUAAGACACCAACCCCAGUGUCUGCCACGCCACAAAGAUCAGGGCGCACUGAGCAAGAGCUUUCUCCUGAUGAUCGGCCCAUCGUCAUAGGAAUAUCUCUGCCGUCUGAACAGAUGGGCUCGCGGGAUAUCAGCCCCCAGACGGCUAACCACCCAUCGCCCGAAACCUCUGUUUUGGGUAAUGCCACGAGCAAAGUGGCACCCAAAGCUGAGAGCUCAGCUGCGGAGGACCCCAAUGCGAGCUUGCAGAGAUCGGUGUGGUCCCCGGAUACUCCAGAUACCACCAACUCGUUUCGGUCGAACCGAGCGGCUUCGAGUGUCUAUUCGCAAUCUGUACUUGCCGGAUUGGCCAUCAGCCAACGGGCACCACCCGUGCCGGCCGUGCCCGACAGUUACAAGGCGUCUCAGCCCAGGAUACUCAGCCUGGAGCUUACUCGCAGCCCAGAGGAGGAAGAGAGUGGAACACCUUGCACCCUCUUUGAAGAGGAUGGCUCGUCUCCCCAAAACAAAGUCCAGGGAAGGAUCCCAGGCGUCUCCCCUGACAGUGCCGGAUCCAGAUCGCAGGGCUGGUGGGACCAUGUAGUCACCCCCUUUGUGGACAAGAAGUUUUCUUUCUCCAGCCGAAAGAUGAAGGCUUCAUCACCAAGAUAUGAGGAGCCACCGCCCGAGAGGCUUGUUCACAUCGACGAGAAGCGCCCCAAGGACCAGUCGCUGCAGGUGCCGCGGCUCAUGUCGCAAGCACCCAUAGUUCGCGCCCCGACUCCGCGGAAAGCCCAGACACCGCAAUCUGAGUUGCAUUCGGCUCCAGAGAUGGUAGAGGCUUCGUCGUCGAGGAGCCCACCACCGUCGUCGAGCACGAUCGUUGUCCAGGAGAAGCAUUAUACUGCGAUGACGGACGGGAGCAACAGGGACCAGCCACCACCGUAUUCGCCGCCAAAGAAGCACGAAAAGACUGCAGUGCGCUAUCGAGCCCUCUUUCCGCCUGGGCACCCGCUUCAGGCUCAGUUUCCUCCAUCUCCGGGCCCAUCGUCUCCCGGACUCGCAGCGACGAUGACGUCUCAAGGCGCAACACAACUGGUCAAUGUUCCUCUGACCCCUGCUGCUCGGAGCCAAACACCUCCCAGGAUCGGAGAGCCGCUCCCGCCUCGGCCACCUGGCACGUACCUUCCACAGGAGCACGCGCACUCAGCCAGGGGUCAAUUUUACAAGGUCGAAAGACGACGGCGCCGCCACGAGAAGGAAGAGGUUGUCGCGCGGCGGCUGGGGGGCUUCUGGAGAGGACGGGGUUGCAUCCCGGCGGCCGGUUGCUUCGGUCGCACUGGACGGGAAGGCCGCAAGCGCCGGCGAGUUUGUGCGGCAAUAUGGGCUGGAGUCCUUGCUCUUAUCAUUCUCAUCAUCGUUCUGGCUGCCGUACUCACCCGACAUCACGGCACGAGCACGGAACAGUCGAUAUGGGUUAAUCUCACCGACUUCCCGCCCAUGCCUACGGGUGUCCUGACAGUAGUCGGCCCGGACAACAGCGCCUCCAAAAGUGUCUGCACCGAGCCUUCGACUCUCUGGAGCUGUUCGCUUCCCAAAGACCAGCAAGAGUCUGUUGCCCCAUACAAGGCAGAUCAGCCGACCGUGAUCAUGCAGAUUCAAUGGGACAACAGCACAAGCAACGGCUGGAAGAGCUCGGGCGGUGGGAAACCUCGGAGGGGGCUGUCGGCUGUUGCAGCCGCGGCCAGGGCAAUUCUUCAAGCAAGGGAGGACGCAAGUGGUUUUAUUUCCCAGCCCGCCGCACCGAGCUUCAAGGAAAUGUUCUUCUUGGGCAACACCACGGAUGAUGUCCGGGCUGAGAACAAGGCGGGGGAGCCAACCCCAUUCUAUAUUAGCCUGCUCAAGUCGAUCAACGAUACGGCCAGCUUCCCAUCACUAACGAAAAGGGGCCCCGGCGACCAGAUUGGCAAUCAGAGCCUGGUCGCGCUAUUGCCUGCUCCAGACUUGGACUCGGACGGGACGCCUGCUCCUGCCGCCAUGCUUCCGAACCCUACGAAGCAGCCGGUGCGGCUCUUUGACCGAGGCCUGCCCACAGAGCAUUACGGAUUCUACACACAUUUCAAGAGGACCAUCUUUGUCCGGUCCGCGACAAUAUUGAACAAAACGGAUGAGGGGAACGUUCCACUCGACGAGAACGGCGGAUGCCGCAAGAACGAAGCCGACUUCUUGGUGACGUGGGCGGAAACACGGGUGCUGGUGCAGAUUUGGACCCGAACACUGAGCUCCAACACGUCUUCACUCCUGAACGCCAACACAGGACGAGGCAUCGGGGCCACUGGGCAGCUUGUUCGGCCCGGGACGAUGCCAUACCCAGUGACGGUGACGCUCGACACUCACGGGGGGGAUCCAAAGAAGAAGCUGGUGUGGUACUGGCCGAUGGACAAGCGACUGAAGCUCGACACGAGUAAGCCCGCUCUCCUGGCCAACAACAUGGGCGUUGGCGGAACGUGGAUCAACCCACGCGGCACUGGAGAUGCGAGUGUUGGGGGGUUCGAUGGGGGGAGCGGCGGGUGCAAGUGCGAAUGGGUGAACUGGAUUCAGACACAGGGAAGCAAAAGGAGCCAGUAG